Messenger RNA from Aspergillus calidoustus, 1409 nucleotides. The record is from the annotation of a GenBank genome assembly. NCBI's taxonomy places the organism in Eukaryota, Fungi, Ascomycota, Eurotiomycetes, Eurotiales, Aspergillaceae.
CCUUGAUAUCUAAUAUAUUUACUGAUGGUUAUUGACUCCCGGAAGAUUGAGUGCUAUAACUUUCUUCAUCGGCCUGCACCAUACCUCAUUGUUACACACAACUCUUGUCUCACAAGGCCAUGCAGCCCUAAACAAAGAUAUCACGGAAGACCAUCCCCAGUCCCACUGCCUUGUCAAAGACACAAAGACUCAUAAUGAAGCCCAUUCAGUUCAGGCAACAUAUAAAUCCCCAGAGAAGCAGGGACCCUUCCUCCUCAUCCACACACCUGCUCAGGACUGUCUCUACACUGACCCCUGCCCUUAUCGCUCUCUACCUCUAUCCAAACACGCCUUCCACAGAGCUUGGUUCAUCAUCAUAACCAUCAGCAAGCAAAAUGCCCAGCUCAACGCAGAAACCAGAGGUAGGCCUAGGCCGCACCUCAGUUCCUCCGCGCCCCAAGGCCGCGGUGCACCGGGGAAAUCAACUGAUGGCAUCCCUUCAGAGCGAGCUUGCCAAUCUCCCCGAAUCUCUCGCAUCAGACUCGUCGCUAUACGAGCUUGUCGACUCGCGUUGGGUCUACGCUACGUCCAUAUCGGUCUCAAUAUCGACGUCAGCAUCAAGCUCACCGUCCAAUACCUCGUUCACAAAUUCCUCAGCAAACACCAGCGCAACAAGCAUCUCGAGCACGACCACGGUUUCCAUUUCCAUCUCCACAUCAACCCACCACCUCUCCCUCGUGAUAACCGGAUGCAUACACGCGGGCAUGUCGGCCUGCGAGAUCGGGCAGUAUCUGCACCGGGUUACACGUGCAAACGCGACCGACUGCUCCGCCACUGCCUCAACUUCAACCACACCAAAUCCAACACCAGUCUCCAGUGCCGAAGCUAGAUCUGGAACCCAAGCUCAACCCGGAGUCGGCCUCGUAUCCCGCAUGAUAGCCCUCAACAAACCCUACGCCACCAUCGCAACACGAGUCAUGCGUGUCCUUGACCUCCGCAGCUCGGACGGCUACCCGCUGUAUGCAUACGUUGACCCUGGCGACGUAGGUCUUGUGCCGAGGCCCGGUGAGCCCACGAGGAAUGAUGAUUCAGAAUCCGAAGAGGAUGGGGGUGAGAAUAGACAGGGAUCGGAAAGCCCGGGCCCCAAGCGCGUGUGGCACUGGGGGCCAGGUCAAGGUCUACUUCGCUGGCCGCUACCCGAUAUGAGCAAGGAGGAGAUUGAGGGACUGGUUGAGGUUCGGGAUGAUGAGGCCGAAAGGGCCAAGACUGAAAGGAUGGAAGGGGAGGAGCAUGGAAAGACGGUCCAUCUCCCCCGGCUGGGAUGCGUCAGUCAUUAUACUGUGAUAAUUGUGUACCCUUCUUCAUCUUUGCCGAGGUCAAUACGGGUGGAGUUUGAAGAGGUUGGGGAUGAGUCGGGUUCGAAGUAGUUG